Molecule: messenger RNA, 4169 nt
Organism: Orcinus orca (killer whale)
Lineage: Eukaryota; Metazoa; Chordata; Mammalia; Artiodactyla; Delphinidae
Gene: IL18R1
Product: interleukin 18 receptor 1
Exons: 12
Coding region: 380-2098 (572 amino acids)
Biological process (GO): interleukin-18-mediated signaling pathway; positive regulation of type II interferon production
Molecular function (GO): interleukin-18 binding; interleukin-18 receptor activity
Source: RefSeq, a predicted model, not a curated record
CCAGAGCGGCCCCGCGGAGGAGCGGGAGUGGGAGGACCCGGACCGAGAGCAAACCCAGUCAAGGAGCGUCCCAGACCCAGGACACAGCCCAGGCCGCGGGGCAGGAAGCAGCGCCGCACCCCCGGCCUCGGCCAGCCGAGUUUUGCCAGACGCUUUUUCUUUCUUCAGACUUUCUGUUCUUUUUCAGCUUUCUCUUUUUCUUUGCCUUAUCUCUUGCGUUACGCUUGCGGCUCCUCUCCUUUCUGGUUUCACGGUGGUAGGAAGGCAGCUUUUGCUCUUUCUCAACUGCCUCGCCAUCGGGUGUCCAGGGGAACAGCCGCCCCCUCCCCAGCCUCCGGACGCCUUCUGAAGAGAAACCAUCUGAAGCAGAGUCAUAAACAUGCAUCGUAGAGAAGUACCCCUGACACUUUUGGUGCUUAUGUUUAUAAGCACCUCAGAAGAAACUUGUACCUCGCGUCUUCACAUUACUGCAGUUGAAGGGGAACCUUUCUAUCUGAAGUAUUGUUCAUCUUCAUCUGAGCAUGAGAAUAAAACAACCACCAUAAAAUGGUACAAAAAUGAAUCGCAUGGACCCCUUGAGCUGAGCUCGAGUAGUUCACCCAGAAUUAUUUUGCUCGAUUAUGUUUUGGAGUUUUGGCCAGUUCAUUUGAAUGACAGUGGAUCUUACUCUAUCCGAAUGGGAAAUGAUACUCAUGACUGGAAAUUAAAUGUCAUCAGAAGACCUAAACACAGCUGUUUUACUGAGAAACAAGUAAUGAGUAAAUCUGUGGAAGUUAAAAAAUCUUUGCAGAUAGCCUGUGAACAUAGUUACUAUCAAAAACUGGUCAACAGAACGUUAUUGUAUAAGAACUGUGAAAAGAUAGAGAACAAUCAAAACCCAUUUUUAAAGAAGAAUGCAGAGUUUAAAGAUCAGGGAUAUUAUACCUGCAUGUUUUUCCUUCUUCGUAAUGGCAAACUAUUUAACGUCACCAAAACCUUCAAUAUAACAAUAGUUGGAGCCAUCCACUUACAUAGCUGUACUCCACGCAUUGCGAAUGGACAAAGCACCACAAACUUCCUGUCUUCAAACUGCACAGAUGUGUUAGCUUACAGUGCUGGAGACAACAGUAAUAUAAUUCCAGCUCUUCUUGGACCAAAGCUUACGCAUGUUAAAGUGGAAUUAGGAAAAGAUGUACAGCUCAACUGCUCUGCCUUGCUGAAUGAAAAGGAUGUGAUUUACUGGAACAUCUGGAAAAAAAAUGGAAAGGAUCCUAAUGUACACGAAGAGGAAGGGACAAGAAUUAGGACUUCAGAAGGCAAAUGGCUAGCUUCAAAAAUACUGAGAAUUGAGACUGUUAAUGAAAACAAUCUGAACUUUUCAUAUAAUUGCACUGCAGCCAGCGAGGGAGGCAUAGACACCAAAAGCUUCAUCUUAUUGAAAAAAGAAGACCCAGUUGACAUCCCCGGCCACAUCUUCACUAGAGGAAUGAUCGUAGCUGCUUUGAUCUCAGUGGUCAUUGUGUGCCUAGUGACCGUGUGUGCCAUUUAUAGAGUUGACUUGGUUCUAUUUUAUAGACAUUUCUUGGGAAGAGAUGAAACCUUAACAGAUGGGAAAACAUACGAUGCUUUUGUGUCUUACCUAAAAGAAUGUCGGCCCGAGAACGGAGAGGAGCACACCUUUGCUGUGGAGAUUUUGCCCAGGGUGUUGGAGAAGCGUUUUGGGUAUAAGUUGUGCAUAUUUGAACGGGAUGUGGUGCCUGGAAGAGCCGUUGUCGAUGAAAUCCAUUCAUUGAUAGAGAAAAGCCGAAGACUGAUAAUUGUCCUGAGUAAAAGUUAUAUGUCUAAUGAAGUCAGGUAUGAACUUGAAAGUGGACUCCAUGAAGCACUAGUGGAAAGGAAAAUUAAAAUCAUCUUAAUUGAAUUUACACCAGUCGGUGACUUAUUCUUGCCUCAAUCACUGAAGCUUUUGAAAUCCCACAGAGUUCUGAAGUGGCAGGCCGAUAAAUCUCUGUCUUAUAACUCAAGGUUCUGGAAGAAUCUUCUUUAUCUGAUGCCCGCAAAAGCAGUCAAACCAUAUAGAGAAGAAGCAGAAGUCUUGCCUGUUUUUUCGCAGCCCUGAUCUUCAGAAAAGCUGAGCAGAAGAAAGAACUCUUGACACUCUGGGGACUGAGUGUAUGAGCCUGUUGAUAAUGAAGGGCAUUAUUCAAAUAUUUAACUCUACUCUGUGAAUGUCCUAGUCACAGUCUGAAGAUGAAACUUGUCAUUAGGUUGCCGGGGAUAAGACUAAACAUUGAGCUAUAGUCGUGGGCUCUCAGAAGACCCUGGAAUUCAACAGAAAUGGGUCUCUUGUUUCUCCCUCUUCCAUAACUGGAUGCAGGCACUCUGCUCAAUCCCAUUCAGCAACUGUGAGACUGCACACGGUGCAGAAUAAUUUAUGCCUUAAAAUAAGGGCACGUCUUUAAGAGAUUUUUUAAUGCUAACAAUUGAACUGAAGGAUUUUAAGUUCACAAAGUGGCAUUUCUCUAUGAGCCAGUAGGUGACACAGGAACUGGAAUGGUGCCUUCACGAACCCACAAUAGCUUCCUACCUCUAAACACCUCUGACAGUGCCUGGGAUGCGGGGUGCAGGGUGGGGCUCUGGGAGAACCGACAGGGCUGUGAGCAGAGCAGGGAGCGAGGUGUGAGCUGCUGUAACAGGGCCUCAGCCUCAGAGCACGUGCAUUAAUGUAUCCUGGCUACAGCUGUAGGCCUACAGUUCUUGAAACCCCACUAAGAUGCUGCAGAGGGCUUGCUUAAUUGGACCUAUUUGUGGGAACUUCUUAAAAAGAACUCAAAACAACUUUUUAAUCUUUCAUGCCAGACACAAGUUUUAAUUCAAAUAAUUUUCUGGGUCUUUCCAAAAAAUGGUCUAAAACAUUUGUUGAUUCUGCAUAAAGGUUUAGACACAGGAUGGGUGCCAGAUCAGAUGAGUUAUUCAACAGCCAAAAAAGGAUGGUUACUUGCUUGAUUUUUAAAAGGCGACAGAUUUUAAAUGCCCUUUGGGUGGAGGCAGCAUGGCAGCCAAGACACUUGAGCUCAAAUCCCGGGUUUACCACUUCCUCUGUGAUCUCCGGAAACUCUUCUAACUCAUCUGUGAUGCAGUUUCCUCAUCUGUAACAUUAGAAUUUAUAAGAACUGUACAGGGGGACUAAGUGAAUAAAUACAAAUGAAGCUCUUACAACAGUUCUUGACACAAACUUAACGCUCAAUAAGUGUUGGUAUUGCUACGUUUGUUAUUAUUAUUAGUUAUCACCUAGGUCAGUUAUUUAGCCGUGGAAAGAGAACAAGAUCUGGAAAGGAAGGCAGUUUUGACUUGAGGCGAUUCAUUCUUACAGAGAGGCAUAGAGGAGCAGCACAUCAGCAUAUCUGCAUUGGACGUCUGCAACUUUUCACAUUGGAAGACAUAUAUCUGUCUCCUUAGUACUGGGCCUUCUUGACGGCCUCAGAGGUCUGUUCAUGAAAGUCACUGAGUGAGUGAUAAAUAGCGUGCAGCCUUACAGAGAAAGGAAAGAGCUGGGUAAGUUUGGAAGGCUGGUUAGAAGAUAUGGGUGUGGCAUGAAUGUUCCAGAAAAAUUUAAAGCAGAGACUGUUUAAAACAGCUGUGGUACUACUCUAUAUAAAGUAGAUAAUCAACAAGGACCUACCGUAUAGCACAGGGAACUCUACUGAAUGUUCUGUAAUAACCUAUAUGGGAAAAGGGUCUAAAAAAGAACAGAUCAGGUGAAUCACUUUGCUGUACACCUGAAACUAACAGAACAUUGUAAAUCAACUAUACUCCAAUAUAAAAUAAAAAAAAAUAAAAUCAGGCAACUUAAAUAAUAAAACAGCUGUGGUAGAUACUACUGAAAAUCAAAGAAAAAUGAGAUUUUCAUCAGAUUUUCAGUAUAAGAAAGUGGUCUAAUUUUUGUAGCACUUAAAAUUUUGCGUGCUAGUUGGAUGGCUAAAAAAAGUAAAGGAAUUUAAUUACUAAGAAGAUUUAUAUGUGAAAAUAUAUGGUCGUGAGAAAUUUUAUUGCUAUCAUCAUAGUCUCUAAUAGAAUGAUCUGCUUUUCUUUUUUAUUAUGUAUGAUUUAAAUACAUUAAAUGUAUUUUGUAUUAAAUAUGUUAAAUGUAUACAGUAAAUAUAUGCUUUAAAAUACAUUAAUGAACCAUU